UCCUCGGCAUUUAUAUAGGCUUCUUUAGGGAGCGGAGAGGCACCUUUCCUUGUCAGACGUAUUGAGGUUGCAAAGGAGAUGUCUAAGCACCAGACCAAAGUGUUGGAUGAAGAAAAGGUAGUCCAGAAGACCCCGAAUAAAGGGCAGUGUGGCUCAUGCCAUGGACCCGGUUACGCUUCGCCGUUGGACGCCAUGAGAGGACCCAGAGAAAAACUGAUAUACGUACCGUGCAUUUUAACCGGAACCGAGUCCCGGCAACCUGACUAUUUAGCCACGGUGGACGUGGAUCCGGAAUCACCAUGUUAUUGCAAGGUUAUCCACCGUCUGCAAAUGCCUUACUUGGAUGACGAACUCCACCACUCGGGUUGGAACGCCUGCAGCAGCUGCUUCGGGGACACCAGCAAGGAACGCAACCGCCUCAUCCUGCCAUGCCUGGGCUCUGGUCGCGUUUAUGUGGUGGACACGGGCACUGACCAGUAUGCUCCCAGCUUGUGCAAAAUCAUUGAGCCCCGAGAAAUCAUCCAGAAAACCAACUUGAGUUUCUUGCACACCUCACAUUGCUUGGGCAGCGGAGAGGUCAUGAUCAGCGGCAUUGGAGACGCGUUUGGCAACGGAAUAGGUGGACUUCUCCUUCUGGACGCGGAAACCUGGGAAGUGAAAGGGACCUGGGACUGCCCGGAAGAUGGACCCGUCCAAAUGUAUGACUUCUGGUACCAGCCACGGCACAACGUCCUGAUCACCACCGAAUGGGGGGAGCCCAAGUUCUUUAUCAACGGGUUCAAAACAGAAGAUUUGAGAAAAGACCGCUACGGCCGCUACCUCAACAUCUGGGACUGGACCACCCACCGCCUCCUGAAGUCGAUUGACGUGGGUGAAGAUUCGGCCCCACUGGAGAUCCGCUUCUUGCACAACCCUGACUCGACCCACGGUUUCGUGGGCUGCACCCUGGAGAGCUCCAUCCACCAUUUCUUCAAGACAGAGGACGGAUGCUGGACGGCUGAGAAAGUGAUCCAAGUCCCGAACAAGAAAGUAUCGGGAUGGACCUUUCCCGAAAUGCCAGGAUUCAUUGUCGAUAUCGUCAUCUCCCUGAAUGACCGGUUCCUCUACUUAAGCAACUGGGUGCAUGGCGAUGUCCGGCAAUACGAUAUCACCAACCCGCACUGUCCCAAACUGGUUGGGCAGGUCUUUGUGGGGGGAAGCAUUGCAAAAGGGGGUCCUGUAACCGUCCUUGAGGAUCCGGAGCUGGACUCCCAACCCGAUCCCUUUGUGAUCCAGGGCAAGAAGGUCCAAGGAGGGCCUCAAAUGCUGCAGCUGAGCUUGGACGGCCGCCGUCUCUUCGUCACCACCUCUCUUUACACGCCUUGGGACAAGCAGUUUUAUCCUGAGAUGGUCAAGGGAGGUUCGGUCAUGAUCCAGCUGGAUGUGGACACCGAGCAUGGCGGCCUUUGCGUGAACCGAGAAUUCCUGGUGGAUUUCGGGCAAGAACCAUUCGGUCCGGCUCGGGCGCAUGAGAUGCGCUAUCCCGGUGGGGACUGCACCUCCGACAUCUGGGUGUAGCAUGCAUCUUUUCCAAGUUGCC
This is a messenger RNA of Anolis sagrei ordinatus, 1579 nucleotides long. RefSeq names its product methanethiol oxidase-like. NCBI's taxonomy places the organism in Eukaryota, Metazoa, Chordata, Lepidosauria, Squamata, Anolidae. Gene Ontology annotation, molecular function: selenium binding; protein binding. The record is from RefSeq and is a predicted model, not a curated record.